Molecule: messenger RNA, 5969 nt
Organism: Patella vulgata (common limpet)
Lineage: Eukaryota; Metazoa; Mollusca; Gastropoda; Patellidae
Exons: 29
Coding region: 71-4954 (1627 amino acids)
Cellular component (GO): membrane
Source: RefSeq, a predicted model, not a curated record
CUAAAUAGUCGGGCAGAUCCAGGGUCUUUCUGUUCGUUGAGGGGAGUGGAUUGAUUGGAGGAGCGAGGCAAUGGCCAUGGUUUACGCAGUCGUAUUGGUGAUCUUUACAAGCUGUGUGGUAAUACCGACAGAGGUAUACAGCCAAUACAGUUACCCACGUCUUGUUGGUGGGUCAGGACCAUAUGAAGGAAGAGUUGAAGUGCACUACAAUAAUACCUGGGGAACAGUUUGUGAUAAUGGUUGGGGUAGCCAGGAAGCUUCUGUAAUUUGCCGACGUAUGGGAUUCAGAGCAGACGGUGCGAUUAUUAAAACGGGGGCCUACUUUGGACAAGGAACAGGACCAGUUUUGUUCAGCGAUGUGAAGUGUUCGGGAACAGAAAAUUACCUACAUGAGUGUGAUUAUUCCUGUUCUCCCUCAGUUGCCUGUGAUCACAGCAGAGAUGUUUCCCUUCUCUGUAAACCGUAUUAUCGACUUGUUGGGGGAUCAGCGCCAUACGAAGGCAGGGUUGAAGUUCGCUUUGAUUAUUAUACUUAUAGCCACAGCCACUAUAGAUGGGGAACUAUCUGUGAUAAUGGAUGGGGGAAUGAGGAAGCAAAGGUUCUUUGUAGUGAUCUUGGAUUUGAUAGCGAUGGAGCUGUAUCUCUUCAUAAUUCCUAUUUUGGAAAAGGAACUCCUCUAUCAGUGUUAGAUAAUGUAGAAUGCACUGGUACAGAAAAGUCUAUAGAAAGAUGUCGCCAUAGUAACCAAACAACUUGCACCGACGAAAAUCACAUUUCUGUUGUCUGUAAACCGGUUAUUCGACUUGUUGGAGGUGUUGGACCACACGAAGGAAGAGUUGAAGUUCGUAUUGGUAAUACUUGGGGAACAGUUUGCGAUAAUCAAUGGGAUAUAACAGAAUCAGGAGUUGUUUGUCAAGAGCUUGGCUUUUCAAGUUAUCUUCAUUAUCAUGGUCGAUACUACUCAAAAGCCAUAGGUGGUGCAGCUUUUGGACCAGGAACAGAACCUAUACUGUUAAAUGAGCUAUAUUGUAAAAGGCAAGAGUCGCAUCUUAGAGAUUGUAAACAUUCGUGCUGGGGUAUAGGCAGCUGUAAUCAUCAGAAAGAUGCUUCAGUGAUAUGUAAAGUUGAUGUAAGACUUACUGAUGGAUCAGGACCACACGAAGGAAGAGUUGAAGUUUAUUAUAAUGGUAUGUGGGGAACAGUUUGUGAUAAUGGUUGGGGACCAGAAGAAGCAGCAGCAGUUUGUCGAGGACUUGGAUUCGCUCCUGAUUUGGCUACAGUAAGAAAGGGCGCUCAUUUUGGACAAGGAUCGGCUAAUAUGCCCGUAUGGAUAGAUGAUGUUGAUUGUAGUGGAUCAGAAGAUUCUUUAGCUGACUGCCGCAUUGGUGGUUUCGGCUUUUCUUCUUGUAGUCAUAGCAAUGACGUUUCUGUUAUUUGCCAAAAUAUUGGUUAUCGACUUGUUGGUGGAUCCGAUCCACGUGAAGGAAGAGUUGAACUAUUUGUAAAUAAUCGAUGGGGAACUGUCUGUGAUAAACGAUGGGGUCAACGUGAAGCAAACAUUGUUUGCAACAAGAUUGGAUAUACCACAACUAGAGCUGAAGCAUAUGGUGGAGCUUAUUUUGGGGAAGGGUCUGAUCCUAUCUGGCUUGAUAAUGUCUACUGUCGAAAUAAUUACGGUCCAUUUUAUACCCCUUACACGCCUUCACAUACUACUUUAUCCACAUGUCAACAUGAUGAAUGGGGUCAAUCUAAUUGUAGACACAAUGGUGAUGUUUCUGUUAGAUGUCAUCCUUCAGUUCGUCUAGCCAGAGGUGCUACACCUAAUGAAGGCAGAGUUGAAUUUUACAAAAAUGGUGUAUGGGGGACAAUUUGUGAUGAUGGAUGGGGGCCAGAGGAGGCAUCAGUAGUAUGCUGGGAACUUGGGUUUAAGAGGAGUGGAGCCAUAGCUAAGAAAGAUGCUUACUUUGGUGAAGGAACUGGUACGAUACAUCUUACAAAUGUUGUUUGCACGGGUCAAGAAUCGUCUAUAUAUGAACAGUGUACAUAUGGUAAUGGCUAUAGAUGUAGUCACACAGAAGAUGCAUCUGUUAUAUGUUUAACUGAGUCUAGUUUAGAUGUCCUUCCUAUUGUUAAUAUUACCACUGAAUUUCGGAAAGAUGAGAACGGUCCAAGAAUGAUGUACCGGUUCUUCUGUGAUUUUGAUGGUGUAGAUGAGACUGUUUUUUAUUUGGCGGCGUGGUACGUGGAUGAUAUUCUGGUAUAUACUAGUACUGUAAUCCAAGGUUCAUUAGAUCUAGAAAGCUUUAAAAACGGACUGAGUUUAACGGAAGACCAGAUGAACAGAACAGUUGGUUACGAUAUACGAUGCGAGAUAUUUGCUAGUAGAAAUGAAACAUCACACCAGACUGUUUCUAAGAGUGAAUCGAAAUUCAUUGGAAUAAAGGUCUUAAAUCCUGUAAUUAGAAUACGGGAAGGCGAAACUGGUCAAAUAAGAAUAAGAUCAACUGCAGAGAUAGGAUGCCCGCCAUUAGAAAAUCAACCCAAUUUAACAUGUAAUUAUGGUGUAACAGUAUCUACACCAGAUUAUUCUGAUUCUACAUGUGGUGCCAGUCUAUCAAUCACUGAUAAAUGUGGUGUAGACGUCCUGAAACAUGGAUGGGAUAACGAAUAUAUCAUCAAUGUAGCUACCGACACAAUAAAGCAAUAUGGUCGAUCCUUAACACAGUUUGAAGUAAUAUUAAGGUCAUCUCAGAUAGAUUAUGGAUACCAUAAAACUUGGGGUAGCUACACAAUACAUCCCCGUGUACAAGUUAUUGUAGUAAAAGAUACUUUGCCUACACAGUCAUUACUAUGCAAAGCCUACAGUGAUCCCAGACUUCAAACAUUUAAAGGACUUUUGCUCGACUUACAAUAUCUGGGAACAUAUACACUCUAUAAAGAUGACGCAAACGAUAUAGAGGUACAAAUACAAACUGUUAGCUGUGGUGGUGAUGCAUAUUGUAACUGUGGUGUGAUAGCAAGAGUUGGUGGAACAGCUUAUAUGAUCAGUAAAUGUUACUCACAAAACUGGAUCAUAGAAUACGUAAUGUGUGAUGGUGGCGUUGGUGUUCUUCAAGUAGAGAGAAAUGGAGACUACAAGAUAACAUUUCCCACUGGUGCCACAGUGACAGCUCAUUUACAUGGAGGUAAUCCCCCCCGGUAUGUGGAUGUGCAUGUUAACCCAUCAUUUUCGGAUGCGAAUAAAGUGCUAGGAUUGUGCGGUAAAAUAUCUAAUGACAAAACACAACAACUUGUUCUAAGAAAUGGUGUGGUUACUACAGACAACAUAGACUACAUCGAGCUGUUUUACCAGGAGGCCGAACUGUUCACCAGUUCAUGGAGGGUUGCACCAGAUGAGAGUUUAUUUAACCCUACUGUUCGUGAGAAUUUUGUACCUACAAUCAAAACUCCAAUUAUAUGUGAGUGUAACCCUCCUGCAGGCCAACCAGAACCGUACCAUACGAUCGAAUGUAAUCCGAAAAGUAACAUCAAAUCUUGUGCCAGAGAUGAUAGAUAUAAGGCAGUCAGUAAAAGAUCAUGCGCCACCCAUACAUUUUCCCGUAAAAGACGAUCAGUGCCAUCAUAUUUACCAGAAACUGGCCGAAUCAAAAGACUCAAACGGCAAGCAACGUUGAACAACACCUGGUCUGACGAGAACGCAACAGACUAUUGUAACAGUUUGUUUGACAGUGAUGGUCUGUUUAAACUAUGUAGUAGUGAAAUAGAAUCUCUUCAGAAUGAACUUCCAAUAGCUCUUGAAACAUGCAAGGAAGAUAUAAAACUUACUGGCGCUACUGAAUUUUCUAUGUCAGCGGUUGGUAGUGUCCGGAGUCAGUGUCGAUACGAAGUGGACUUAGAUCCUAAAUUACAAGAAGAAGAACCCGACAAACCGUCAAUUUACAAACGAGUUGUUGAAAUAGACUGUGUGAAUAACUGUUCACAACAUGGCACAUGUGAUAAUGGAACAUGUAUUUGUGAUACUGGAUAUAUUGCUGUUGAUUGUUCUACUAAUGCAGCGGAUCGUCCAGUUCUAACGGAAUUAGAAUAUGAAGGACUGUGUGAUGUGAAAAACCAAACUUGUGAUGAUAUUGCUGUUUUUGGUACAACAUUUGUAGAAAACCCUGGCUCGAAAUGUCAGCGUUAUAGCAUCAGGGUGUCAGAAUCUGGUGCUGUGACGAAUAUGGAUUCCUCUCCAACUAUAUUAGAUGCAACAAUAGACAGUAUAGGUGAAGCAAUCUGUCCACUGGAUGUGUCUAAUACACGAAAUCCUAUACCCGUCCAACAACAAACCUUCUCUGGUUAUAAGCUAUCUGUAGCUAAUGAUGGACAACACUACAGUAAUCAACUAAUAAUGAUCUACUACAACUCAGAUUGUGUGACUUGUAAUAAUACUAAUAAUAUAAUCACUUGUCAAAUAUCCAAAAAUCACUGUUUGGUCAAUGAUCGAUGUUACAAUCAUGAUGAAAGUUAUGUUUAUAAUGAUCAAUAUAUCUGUAAAGUUGAUGAAAAUGGCGGAAGAUGGGAACUAAAUGAUACCUCUCUUAACGGUGCCUGUGGUAACUAUACGUCGUUUACGUACCCUGCAUUAAGAUUAACUAACAAUCUGUUAUCUGCCGGAGCUGUGAGGAUUAAUGAUAGGUAUCUAUCAGACGGAUGGUAUGGAAAACCAGGAAGAGCUAUACCAAGUGUUACAGCUCCAUUACAAUAUUACUGUGGUACAUUAUUUCCUAUUUAUCUACAAACUGCUCCUGUCACAACUGUGAGUGGAAUACAGAACAUACAAGCUUGUGUUAGACGAUACAGUGUAUUAUGUAAAUAUACUAUUGAUGUAAAAGUUCAGUAUUGUGGAAACAAUUUCUUUGUUUACUACCUGGUUAAUUCACCAUUAGAAUCGUCUGGUUAUUGUCUGGAGUAAACAUCACGAUGAAGUUUGAUGAGACCCGGAUUUUUACGAAAAAAACUGUUAUAGUGUCUUACUUUUCUUUCUUGCUUAAUUAUGUUAUUUGUUUGCUUAAUUAUGUAUCUGCGUUUAUUUGUUUAGUCAAAGGAGUAAUCCGAAAUUUUACAGUGUAUAUGUUGACACUUGUGCAUUUAAAAGUUGAACUAUUUACGUUGUCAGGAAAUUCAGUUCAGAUUCGAAUAUUGCUUACCGGGUUGCGUAAAUCAGAUGAAUAAAUUUGGCCUAUUAAGUAUGUGCACUGGGUGACCUAAUACAUGCCAUAACUACAUACGACAAGCUUACAGUGAUAGUUAACAAGACACUACUGAAGCUGUUCGUUUUGAAAAUUGUACUCAUUCCAAAUUAAACCUUCCUUUGAUAUCGAACAAUUCUCACGUAUAGGAUGAGAAAAAAACGUUUUUAAAAGUCUUUCACAUAUAAUUAACCAGUUGUAUUCACUAAAUAAACCUGAUACUGCUUAUUUAAAUAUUAAAUAGCUUUUAGUUUUUAUGAUAUACGCAAAAUAUUUUUUUUAUUAAAUUGCGCAUUCCCUUUUUUGUAUACGAUUGUAAACACUGGAAAUGAUAUGUUCAUACAAAUAUUUUUUAUAGAGUGCUACAGUCACUUUACUUACAUUUUUUGAUCAAAUAAUAUAUCGUUCAGGGUCGAUAAUAAAUAAAUAAAUACUAUAAUAUACUUUGCUAGUAAUGUACCUUUAAUAAUUGAUAAUAAAUAUUAUAAUUUUUACUAGUAAUGUACCAUUAAAAAUUGAUAAUAAAUACUAUAAUUUUUACUCGUAAUAAACCUUUGAUAAUUGAUAGUAAAUACUAUAAUUUUUACUCGUAAUAAACCUUUGAUAAUUGAUAAUAAAUACUAUAAUUUUUACUAGUAAUUCACCUUUGAUAAUUGAUAAUAAAUACUAUAGUUUAUACCAGUAAUGUACUUUUAAAAUAGAUCAAUAAUUGAUAAUAAAUACUAUUUUUGGCAUAAA